This is a messenger RNA of Neurospora crassa OR74A, 4105 nucleotides long. RefSeq lists its product as hypothetical. Lineage: Eukaryota; Fungi; Ascomycota; Sordariomycetes; Sordariales; Sordariaceae. The coding region runs from base 282 to 3785 and encodes 1167 amino acids. The record is from RefSeq and is a predicted model, not a curated record. Gene Ontology annotation, molecular function: single-stranded DNA binding; damaged DNA binding. Gene Ontology annotation, cellular component: site of double-strand break; nucleus; Smc5-Smc6 complex. The transcript is spliced from 4 exons. Gene Ontology annotation, biological process: double-strand break repair via homologous recombination.
GUCCACCUAGGCUGAGUGACACAAACAGUGGACUGACUGCCUGUGCUUGCCUGUUGAUGGCAGAUGCGUAUUCCCUUUGGAGUUGAGGGUUGAAAAAAAAGCCUCCCAAAGCAGAUUCGAAAAAGAGGGAGUGACAACAUUUAUCAGUAUCGACAUUCCUCUUGAAACAAGCUUCUUCCAUCCUGGGUUCUUUUUUUCUUCCUCCACCUUCUCUGGUACUUGCGCAGGAUCCUACCUCCCCAGGUACGUACGGCUGGGUUCAGCCACUCAGAACUUCUGCCAUGCCAGCGCGAACACUAUUCGAAGCUGAGGCCAACGCCGAGUCCUCACGGAAACGUCAACGGCCGGCGCCCACGAGCGAUGACAGCGAGGCAGAAAUUGCCGCGCGCCCAAAUGCCAACCAGGCUAAAAGAGCCCGUGUAGAUACCGCUCGCCACGCGACUCCAGUCGAUGACGACGACGUUGAUGUCGACGAUGAACGAGGUCAUGCAGGAUCACCGCACUCGCCCCCCAAAACACAAUAUGAGUUGAUGCGUGACAAUAACUUUGAGCAUCUGCAACAUCAGGAUGCCGACGACCAACGAGCCACUCAGAGACUGCGCUUCAAACCUAAUCAGUUGGGCGACAACGCGGUGGCCGAUAAUGGCAUUUUGGAAAGCAUCACGUGCAUCAACUUCAUGUGUCACACUCGACUACACUGUGAACUCGGCCCGCUUCUCAAUUUCAUAGUGGGUGAAAACGGAAGUGGAAAGAGCGCCAUCUUGACCGCUAUCACUCUUUGUCUUGGUGGCAAGGCCAGCUCAACCAACCGCGGAGGAAGUCUCAAGAGUUUCGUCAAGGAGGGCACCGAAAAGGCUGUUCUGAUCGUCAAAAUCAAGAACCAGGGCCAAGAUGCCUAUAGACAUGAGCUUUACGGGGAUUCCAUCAUCGUCGAACGGCACUUUUCCAAAUCCGGCAGCAGCAGCUUCAAGGUCAAGACGGCCACUGGCCAAAUAGUGUCUACCAAGAAGCAGGAAGUCGAGGAGAUCGUCGAAUACUACGCCCUCCAGGUGGAUAACCCCUUGAACGUGCUGUCUCAGGACAAUGCCCGUCAGUUCCUCAACUCGUCAACCAAGCAGCAAAAGUACAAGUUCUUCAUCGAAGGUGUACAGCUGCAACAGUUGGACAAUGACUACAGGCUAAUCGCCGAGAGUCUGGAGCUCAUGGAAUCCAAAAUUCCCGACCAAGAGGAGCGGGUCAAAGCAGCCGCGGAGGAACUCAAACGAGCAAAAAGCUUCAAGGACGCCAUGGACGGAAAUCGCAAGCUGAGAGCCAAACAACAUCAGCUUCGAAGCCAGAUGUGUUGGCUCCAAGUGGUUCAAGAAGAGGCCAAGCUGACAAAAUUGGACGAGAAGAUUGCCCAACUUGCGGAUCAAAUGGCUGAAGUAGACCGUCAGAGAAAUGAAAAGGGCGUCGAUUUGGAGCGCGUCGAGAAUCAGAUCAGGGCCUUUCAGCAGAGACUGGAAGAGGCUAUCCAGCGAAAAACCGAAUUCGAAGAGCAGGUGGACGAGGGGAGGAAGAAAGCUCAAGCAAUCAGGGACGAACUUGCACAAAUCCAAGCAGAUGAACGGGCAGCCCACCAAAACUUGAGAAGUGCAGCCACGACAGUAAAGGACUUCGAAGAAAAGGUUGCGGCCGAAGAAAAGCGACUUGAGGAAGCCACAGGAGAGGCCCUUCUUUCCAAAACUCGGGAGCUUGAAAAGGCAAAGGAGUACGUCACAGAGGUCGAGGCCAAGAUUUCCAAGGCCAAAGAGGACGAGAAAGACCUACUCAACAAGCGAGACGAAGCCCAGAAAGCCCGAGAUGCUAAGGCUGUUGAAUGCUCUCUCAAGCGGGACGAAAUUACCGUAGCGGAACAGGAGUUGAGGACCUCCGAAAAGGAUCAAGGCUCUAUCUAUGCAGCUUAUGAGCCCAAACUUCCUGAACUGCUGAAGAUGAUUGAGAAAGAGACCAGAUUCCAGAAGAAGCCGGUGGGGCCGCUUGGCGCCCACAUCCAGCUGCUGAAGCCGGAGUGGUCUUUGAUCCUGGAAAAGACGUUUGGAACCGCCCUUAAUGCAUUCAUCGUCCAGAGCAUGGCCGAACAAAAAUUGCUUCAGGGCUUGAUGAACAAGCUCAACAUCCGCCAGUGUCCGGUUUUUAUCGGCAAUCGACAUCCCCUAAACACAGAUGGCAAAGAGCCUGAUCCUUCCUUUGACACCAUUCUCCGUGUGUUGAAGAUCGACAACAUGAUGGUGCGCGAUCAGUUGAUCAUCAACCACAUGAUUGAGCAGGUCAUACUGAUACCACAGCGUACCAAGGCUGAGGACAUCAUGUUCAGCGGAGCACGACCUCGAAACGUCAAGGCUUGUCUAAGUUUCCAUGAUAAAAAGAGAGACGAAGGUCUUCGACUGGUUGUCAACAACAGCGGAGGAAUGUCGACUUCUCCUGUGCCGCCCCUCCGUAACCAGCGCCCACGGAUGAAGGCGGAUAUCGGCUCGCGGCUUGCUUAUCAAAAGGAGACCCUGCGGCAGCUGGAGCUAGAGUACUCUGUACUUGAUCGUGAACAUCGUCAACUGCAGCAAGAGGUCCAGAAGAUCAUCAGCGACCUCACCAAGCUCCAGAGAGACAAGAAAACCCUUGACAGCGAAUUACGGCAUGCUAGAGUUCAAGUCGAGCAAGUGCAGUAUCGACUUGAUGAGUAUGAAGGCGGUGAUUCUCGCCUUACAGGCUUGAAGGCUGAAUUGGCUGCUGCCAAGGAGAAAGAGGAGGCUUGCGGGCUUCAGUACGGCAACCUUCGGAUAAGGAAGGAUGAGAAGAACCAGGCAUCUACAGAAGCCCAGGCUCAGCUCACGGAAAUCAGGAAGGAAUCGGAGAAAUAUGAAAGGGAGGUGAAAAAACUGCAGGAGAAGAAGGCUAGGCUGGAAGAUGUUCGGAAGAUUAAUCUCACCGAGGUUAAUGAAGCUCAUGCCUCUUUCGAGAUAUUCAAGGGGGACAAGGAGGAGGCCGAGAAGGAACGUGAAAAAGGUGCCGAAGACGUCGCCACUUUUACAAAACAGAUCAUUGAAGCAUUAGGGAGUGAAGAACGAGCCCAUGUCAACCCAACCGACAAGUACGAGGAGCUGGAAAAGCAGUAUCAAAGCAUUCAGAACCAACUCGAGAAAGAGCGACGGAAGAGGGGCAUGACCGACGAGGAAGUUUAUGCGAACCUCACGAGGGCGAAAGAGACGUACGAUGAUGCCAAGAGAUCUCUUGAAGGCAUCAAGACGGUCAACUCUCGUCUCCGUCGGACGCUGACCAUUCGCCUCGAGAAGUGGCGCAAGUUUCAGCGGUACAUUUCAUCACAGAGCCGGGCGAACUUCAUCUAUCUUCUCAGCGAGCGUGGCUUCAGAGGCAAGUUGCUGCUGGACCACGAGCGGAAGGCUCUGGACCUAGUCGUCGAGCCUGACAAGACCGAGAAGAGGGCAGCGGGGAGAAACACGAAGACACUAUCUGGCGGCGAAAAGUCUUUUUCAUCAAUCUGUCUGCUGCUGAGUAUCUGGGAGGCCAUGGGAAGCCCGCUCAGAUGCUUGGAUGAGUUCGACGUGUUCAUGGACAAUGUCAACCGUGCAAUCAGCACGAACAUGCUGAUUACUGCUGCUCGUCGGUCCGUAAAUCGGCAGUACAUAUUCAUCACACCGAAUGCCAUCGAGGGGCGGAACACUCUUGACAAGGACGUCAAGAUUAUUCGACUGACGGAUCCUCGGCAGAGGACGUUGGCCGACUACUGAAACUGAGUACUCUUUGCCUUCAUUUCGUUUCUGUUUUUGAGUUUUGAUCUCCGUGGGUGUGUAUCUGAACAACUUCUGUCGAGAUAUAGACAAGCGUCAAAGCGGCGCAGAGUGGUGUUGGCGUUUUGUAUGGACUGGUUGGAAUGUCACUGCGCGUUUGCAAUUUGUGUUUUUAUAGCGUACCCAUUUUCUUUUUGUCUGUGGCAGACAUGUUGGGGGGCACAUUAAAGCAGAUGCUUAACCCUGCGUACCUGGAGUGUACAAAUGUUGUACAAUCUCUGCAUGGGACGUCACCUUACAAUGAAAUAUUCUACCCGGGA